CGCUGGAGUUGGACCGGUUUGCUCAUGGCGUUGCAUCUAUUUUGUUUUAUUUGUGGUGGUUCUUUGCUGAAUAUUGGGCUGAAAAUCCGGCCGACUGAUUGGGUAGGAGGUAGGUAAGCAGGGUAGAUCUGUUCGUGUCACCAUAGAAAGCGAAGUGUUUUCCGUGUUUUCCGUGUUGUGUUCCUGCGUUCUACAUACCGCCCCGCACUUUCCAACUUCCCACCUUUCACCAGCUUCCCAGUCACCUUGAGCUGGCUUCGCAAACACAUUCAAUCCUCUUCCUCUCCUCGUCCUCUUCUUCCUCCUCCUCCUCCUCCUCGCAUUCCAUUCUCUCACUUCUUCUACUUCCUCUGGCAAUUCCCCAGCGGUGAUAUCCUCCCAUAAUCGCAUCCUACCAUGGCGGAAGAAGGCUUGCGUUCUGUGCCCGGCCCCUCCGGGUUUUCCGCAUUUAAUGCGGUUGCACCUCCGUUUAACGCCUCGGGGAUGGUCACCGACGCGACAAGCAGCACGCAUGCCGUCUCCCUCUCUUCGCUGGCAUCUCCUGCGGCGUUGUUCGCCCUCUUUCUCGUCUAUGCAGCGAUAUGCUCGUCCUUGCGUUUCCGUCACGAGAAGGCCAUGCUCCGUCGCUUCAACUACCCGGACCGAGCCUCCCUCGCCAGAAUGACAAGCAAUGACGCCCAGAGCAUCCUUGCAGACCUUAUGACCUUCGAGUUCCCGUUCAUAUAUAAAACGGCACUACAGUUUGCGAUCUUCAAGACCUACGGCUUCGAAACCAUGUCUCGGCUCAUCGUGGCCACCAAGAGCUUCUCGGAUCCUAAGACUGCCCCGAAGAGAUAUGAGGACACUGUUGUAAUCUUCGGCCAGUUCCAACUCAACCCCCCGACCUCUGCACCCUGCAUCAAGGCGAUCUCGCGCAUGAAUUUCCUCCACAGCCAGUACAAGAAGGCCGGAAAGAUCUCCAACGCCGACUUCCUCUACACGCUCUCCGUCUGUGUGACCGAACCCAUCCGGUUCAUCAACCUGUACGAGUGGCGUCCCCUCAACCACAUGGAGAUCAACGCCAUUGGCUGUUUCUGGAAGAGCCUUGGGGAUGCCAUGCAGAUCGAGUACAAGGGAUACCUCUCUAGGGACACGUGGAAGGACGGCAUCGAGUUUGUCGAGGACAUCACCAGCUGGGCAAAGGGAUACGAAGUUGAGGCGAUGAAGCCGGCCAAGACGAACACCCUCCCGGCCUACGCCCUCGCCGACAUGCUGAUCUACUAUGUCCCGAGCCUGCUCAAGCCGUUUGCUAUCGGGGUUCUGACAGCUUUGAUGGGUGACCGUGUACGGGAUGCCUUCAUGUAUCCUGAGCCGUCCAUCUUCACCGUCCUAGUUGCAUACGGGGCCCUCAACAUCCGCAGGCUCGUCAUGCGCUACCUCAUGCUCCCCCGCUUCUCCCCCUUGCGGUUCUUCUCCGACCCGGAUCCCAAGACCGGCCGCGUCCACCACUUCGACUGGCUCGUGCAGCCGUACUACGUCAAGGGGACGUUUUGGAAUCGCUGGGGCCCCGAGGGCUGGCUCACCUGGGCGCUCGGCGGUGUUGUCCCCGGUUCUGGCGGGGAGAAGUUCGUGCCGCAGGGGUUCCUCUUUGAGGAUAUUGGUCCCGAGGCGAAGAGGGGCAAGGGAAAAGUGGAAAUGGAGGAGUGGGAGAGGAUCCUGAAGGAGCAGCGGCCUUCGGGAUGUCCCUUUUCCAGGGGUUAGGCGCGGGAUGUGUCUGGGGGUUGGUCUGAUGUGUUUUGGUGUUUCCUCGGCCAGAGGCUAACACUUGUCUCGGUGUUUUGAACCACCAACAGAGGUGUAUAGAUUCUCAUUUUCUCUCGUCAGUGAGAGUCGCCUGAACAGAAAAUGGCUGGUUUACGGACUGGGAGGGCAGUCUUCGUAGCGGGCGUUCAUAGGUUACCCGGCCUAAGUCGGGACUGAUAGGUUCAAGAUAAUAAGAGCUACGUUGCACAGAG
Messenger RNA from Phialemonium atrogriseum, 1994 nucleotides. RefSeq lists its product as uncharacterized. The transcript is spliced from 5 exons. Gene Ontology annotation, molecular function: oxidoreductase activity. The record is from RefSeq and is a predicted model, not a curated record. Lineage: Eukaryota; Fungi; Ascomycota; Sordariomycetes; Cephalothecales; Cephalothecaceae. The coding region runs from base 397 to 1740 and encodes 447 amino acids.